Messenger RNA from Elgaria multicarinata webbii, 1491 nucleotides. RefSeq names its product Yip1 interacting factor homolog B, membrane trafficking protein (gene YIF1B). The coding region runs from base 16 to 924 and encodes 302 amino acids. The transcript is spliced from 8 exons. Gene Ontology annotation, cellular component: Golgi membrane; COPII-coated ER to Golgi transport vesicle; endoplasmic reticulum membrane. NCBI's taxonomy places the organism in Eukaryota, Metazoa, Chordata, Lepidosauria, Squamata, Anguidae. The record is from RefSeq and is a predicted model, not a curated record. Gene Ontology annotation, biological process: endoplasmic reticulum to Golgi vesicle-mediated transport.
GCCGCAGCAGCAGCCAUGAACGUGGCGGGCCUGGACGGCGCCGCGGGAGCAGCGCCGCGCAUGCCCACCAAGCGCCGCCUGCCCGCCGCCACCGACCCGCACCGGCUCUUCGAGGACACGAGCGCGGCGCCCCCUCCGCUCGCCCCCGCGGGGCCGCCUCCCGGCAGGGCCGCCUUCCCCGACCAGGCCGCCUUCCUGUCUGAGCCCGUCUCCAGCUUCGCCGCGGCCUACGGGAGCAGCCUGGCCACGCAGGGCAAGGAGCUCGUGGACCGCAACAUUUACCGCUUCAUCCCGGUGACCAAGCUGAAGUACUACUUCGCGGUGGACACCGUCUAUGUUGGCAAAAAACUGGGGCUGCUGCUGUUCCCCUUCCUGCACCAGGACUGGCAGGUGCAGUACCAGCAGGACACCCCCGUGGCACCGCGUUUUGAUGUCAAUGCCCCUGACCUCUACAUUCCAGUCAUGGCAUUUAUCACCUACAUUCUGGUGGCAGGGCUGGCGCUAGGAACACAGAAUAGAUUCUCCCCAGACCUUCUGGGAUUGCAGGCAAGUUCGGCCCUGGCUUGGCUUAUCGUCGAGGUCUUGGCUGUCCUCAUCAGCCUCUACCUGAUUACUGUCAACACCGACUUGUCCACCAUCGAUUUGGUUGCCUUCUCGGGGUACAAAUACGUUGGGAUGAUUGUGGGCCUCUUGGCCGGGCUGCUUUUCGGGAAGACGGGCUAUUACCUGCUGCUGAGCUGGUGCUGUGUCACGAUUUUUGUCUUCAUGAUCCGGACACUGCGCCUGAAGAUCCUGUCUGAGGCAGCCGCAGAAGGAGUGCUGGUGCGGAGUGCCAAAAACCAGCUGCGCAUGUACCUGACCAUGGCUGUGGCUGGCCUACAGCCGCUCAUCAUGUAUUGGCUCACUUUCCACCUUGUCCACUGAUGGCCCUGCUCCGACAAGCCCGGCCCUUCUCCAGGAAAGGCAGCUUGAAAGAGACACGGUCUUGAGCCUCUGCUGCUCCAGCCAACACCGCAAUGAUGCCUACUAAUGUUGAUGCGUGUGUGACGUGGUGGAGGCGUGGGCUGGUGGGCAGCGGGGCUGUGUCUGUGGAUCAGAGAAGGGCAGGUGGGCGGGCGGGCAGGGCUGAGGCAGCUGCUUCUGGUGCUCCCGGCUCUCCUUUGGAAAGGGAGAAGGCAGGCGCCAGGGUGGCUCCCUCUGCUUGAGGCACUGCGCCCACCCCACUCACCUCUGCAUGCGUCGCACGGCUCCUGUGCUUGCUGGGCACAGUGGCGGCUGGAGUGGAAGCACUGGUUUGUCCAAGCAUCUCUUGUGUCAGCUCAAGUCGCUGCUGCUUGCGAGUGACUCUACUACUGCAGCAGGGAGGCAAUUGGGGCGGGGUCUAGAGGAGCCUGUCUGAUCCCCCCCAGCCCCAAAUGGUGUUUGCUCUUCGGUUAGUAGUGUGGCUGACUGUGCUGUUCCCACAACAAGCAAAAUAAAAAGUGAAAACCA